GCUCCUCCUCCAGCCGGUCCGGGGCCCGUUGCCCGUUGCCCGCCAUGGCUUACGAGGAGCGGGUCCGCUCGCUGGCGGACACCGUGCAGCUCUACCGGAAGGACCCGAGCGGCUGGCGGAGCUGCAAGCGCACGAAUGAAGUUUCAAUUUACUGGAGACCAUCAACUGAGUUUUCUGGCAACAUGUACAGAGGAGAUGGAAUAGUCUCUGCGAGUCCUGAGGCUGUCUGGGAGUGCUUAAAACCAGAAGCUGGUGGACUAAGAACAAAGUGGGACCAGAAUGUGAAGGACUUUGAGCUGAUUGAAACUAUUAGUGAUACUAUCUCUAUAUGCAGAACCAUUACCCCAUCAGCCUUCAUGAAGAUUAUUUCUCCAAGAGAUUUUGUAGAUGUGGUGCUAAUUAAGCAGUAUGAAGAUGGGACUAUAGCAUCUGCUGCAACCAAUGUGGAACAUGCACUCUGUCCUCCCCAACCCACAUACGUAAGAGGGUUUAAUUAUCCCUGUGGCUGUUUCUGUAUACCUAUUCCAGGGGAACCAGGCAAGACCCAAGUCCUCACUUUCUUUCAGACUGAUCUUGGUGGCUAUCUUCCCCAGACUGUAGUGGACUCAUUCUUUCCAAGCAGCAUGGCUGGCUUUUACAGCAAUCUGACCAAAGCGGUAAAGACAAUGAAAACUUGAGAGGCAUUUUCUCAAAGGAAAUCCGAGUCUCAUUGCUGAGACUUAAAAGGGAGGGUAAGAAAAGCUAUUAUUGGUGCCAUAACAGAUUAGAUGAAGAUAAAAAUGGAAUAAAUGAUGGGAUCAGCGACUGACCUCCAAUGCCUUUCUAACAAUCUAGAUAUGUAGGAAAGUUGAAGUGGGAACAAAGUCUCAAAGUCCAUUUUUAAUAUAAGAUUUAUUAUUUUUGUACCUGCCUUUUUGUUUAAAAAUGCACUACCUGGUGAUACUGUGUUUUUGUAACUAUUAAAAUAAGUGACAUUAUUUCA
This is a messenger RNA of Gopherus flavomarginatus (Mexican gopher tortoise), 982 nucleotides long. It is a transcript of the gene STARD5, whose product is annotated as StAR related lipid transfer domain containing 5. Gene Ontology annotation, molecular function: lipid binding. The record is from RefSeq and is a predicted model, not a curated record. NCBI's taxonomy places the organism in Eukaryota, Metazoa, Chordata, Testudines, Testudinidae. The transcript is spliced from 6 exons. Bases 45 to 677 code for a protein of 210 amino acids.